Messenger RNA from Oryza sativa Japonica Group (Japanese rice), 1183 nucleotides. RefSeq names its product tuliposide A-converting enzyme 1, chloroplastic. The record is from RefSeq and is a predicted model, not a curated record. Gene Ontology annotation, molecular function: hydrolase activity. Lineage: Eukaryota; Viridiplantae; Streptophyta; Magnoliopsida; Poales; Poaceae.
ACAGGGCAACACCUACCGUAGUUGAUCCCGACUCCAUGGCUGGCUCCGGCGACAUCGACGGCGAGGUCGUCUUCGAGGUCGAACACUGCAUACGCAUCUUCAAGGGCGGCCGCGUCGAGCGCUACUUCGGUUCCGACUCCGUCCCGGCCUCCACAGAUGCCGCCACCGGCGUCGCCUCCAAAGACCGCGCCAUCUCCCCCGACGUCUCCGUCCGCCUCUACCUCCCGCCCGUCGCCGGCGUGAGCGGGGAAGGUGAGGGAAAGAAGCUCCCGCUCCUCAUCUACUUCCAUGGCGGCGGCUUCUGCCUCCACACGGCCUUCAACUUCGUCUUCCACGCCUACCUCACCUCCCUCGCCGCGCGCACCCGAGCCAUCGUCGUCUCCGUCGAGUACCGCCUCGCGCCCGAGCACCCCCUCCCCGCCGCGUACGAGGACUCGUGGCAGGCUGUCCUCUGGGCGGCCUCCCACGCCCCCGGCGCCGGCGAGGAGACCUGGCUCACCGACCACGCCGACUUCUCCCGCGUGUACCUCGCCGGGGAGAGCGCCGGCGCGAACAUCGCGCACAACAUGGCCAUGCGAGCCGGCGCCGAGGGGCUCCCCCACGGCGGCAGGGUCAACGGCGUCGUCCUAGUCCACCCCUACUUCCUCGGCCGCGGCAAGGUCCCCUCAGAGGACUGGGACCCGGCGAUGGCGGAGAACGUGGUGAAGAUGUGGAGCGUCGUGUGCCCGGCGACCACCGGCGUCGACGAUCCGUGGAUCAACCCGCUCGCCGACGGCGCGCCGGGGUUGGAAGGGCUGGCCUGCGGCCGCGUGCUCGUGUGCCUCGCGGAGAAGGAUGUGAUCCGCGACCGCGGCCGCGCGUACUGCGAGGGGCUUAAGGCGAGCGGGUGGGCGGGGGAGGUGGAGGUCGUCGAGGUGGCCGGCCAUGGCCACUGCUUCCACCUGAUGGACUUCAACGGCGACGAGGCCGUCAGGCAGGACGACGCCAUUGCUGAGUUCGUAAAUCGGUAGAGAAUCCAAUGGCCUCUUGGGUAACUGUUGCAUUGGGCAUGCUGCUGUCUAUUGCUAUUGCUGUAUGAUUUGUUAUUUGAUUUAUGCUGAUUUCGCCUAGUAUGAAUCCAUGUAAAACACAGAUGUCUAUUGACACACUACAUUUCAACUUAAAAACUGUCCUUUCUAUUUUA